AUGACCCGAAAGAUUCACGACCAGAAAAGAGUUACCGAAAGGGAUCCUUCAGUCCAUCGAUCUGUGACAUUCGAUAAGAGCCCAUGCAGAGGCGAUACAUCUGGUUCGCAGUCUUCGCUGAGCUGGCAAACUCUCCUGAAGCUGCAACCGCGCUCCAAGCUCAAAACGCACAUUGUUCCUGCAGCCCACGGUUUCGCGUUUGAAGUGAAAGCGUCCUCCCAUUUCCGAAUCGUUGAUCUUCACGGACAACAAGUAGUCGACUUCAUGGCUUGGACGCUGCCUUACUCUCCAGCCACCAACCCGGAGCACUUCUCCACGAGUUAUACGCGGUAUGCGUUGGGAGGGUCAGCCCCGCCAAAGGUAGGCGAAGCUCUGUACACGAACCGUGACAGGCGCAUGUUUACACUCGUGGCCGACACGGUCAAGACGCACGACUUGCUUUACAUGGCGUGCAAUCCGGGAUUUUAUGCUCGCCAGCAACAGCCCGACCACAGAUCAUGCGCGACCAACAUUGCUGAGGCCAUGGCACCCUGGGGCAUGAAGCAUUGGAGCGAGGUAAUCGAUCCGUUCAAUACGUUCCAGAACACACCAUAUUAUGCAUUGAAAGCGCUGAACUGUUCAAAGCCGGGUGAUUACAUCGAGAUGAAGGCGGAAAUCGAUGCUGUUUGUGCGGUGAGCAGUUGUCCGUUUACUGGGGGUGGGUUUAAUGGUGGGAAGGUCACGGAUGUUGCGAUUGUGAUGGAGAUGGAUGAAGAUGAAAUCGGUCUUGGAGUCGGAAUGCAAGGCAAGAGGAUGGUCCUAUCUCCUUACCCUAGCUAG
Messenger RNA from Rhinocladiella mackenziei CBS 650.93, 819 nucleotides. RefSeq lists its product as uncharacterized. Bases 1 to 819 code for a protein of 272 amino acids. NCBI's taxonomy places the organism in Eukaryota, Fungi, Ascomycota, Eurotiomycetes, Chaetothyriales, Herpotrichiellaceae. The record is from RefSeq and is a predicted model, not a curated record. The transcript has a single exon.